UGUAUACCUUCAGCGAGGCUGACUGCUGAGUCUUUAAUUUGAUGACUGAAAGCCAUCGCAUAAAUUUGGACUGUGGUUUAACAGACAUAGAUUGAGAGCCAGAGAGAGCAAAACCAGCUGAAACUGGACAGAAGAGAAAACAAGAGGCUGAAAGGAGUGAGAGAGUGAGGGAGAGGAUGAAGAGAGGAAGCAUCUUGUCCAGCAGAAGUCUAGAGAUGAGUGAAAAAACUCCACAUUCAGCGGCCGCUCCUGAUGGCGGAUGGGGCUGGAUGAUCGUAGCCGGUUGUUUCCUCACCACUGUUUGCACACGUGCAGUCACUAGGUGUGUUUCCAUCUUUUUUGUGGAAUUCCAGUCAUACUUUUCCAGAGAUUAUUCUGCAACUGCAUGGAUACACUCUCUGUUGGACUGCACCACAAUGUUGUGUGCUCCAUUGGGCAGUUAUAUAGGGAACCGCCUCUCUUCUCGUGUAGCUAUCAUGUUUGGUGGGCUUCUUUCCACUGCCGGCCUGCUGCUCAGCUCACUGGCCACCAGUGUGGAGUUCCUGUAUCUCACAAUGGGUGUUCUUACAGGUGUGGGAUUUGCUCUCAGCUACACUUCUGCAAUAGCCAUGGUGGGUUCUUACUUCUGCGAGAGAAAAGCGCUGGCUUACGGGAUCGCCAUGUCUGGCAGCGGCAUCGGAACCUUCAUACUAGCACCUGCUGUCCAACUCCUCAUUGAGUUCUUCUCCUGGAGGGGUGCGCUGCUCAUUCUGGGGGGUUUGGUGUCCCACUUGUGUGUCUGUGGAGCACUUAUGAGGCCUUUGGAAAGUCAAAGCGGGAGACGGAAAGAGAUGGACUUGGAGGGUGGCAAAAAGGUUGAUUGCCUAAAUGUUAAACUUGCUGAUGCAGGGCACAGUAUGGAGGUUAGUGUACAGGAACAAAGAUUGGUGGAGGUAAAACAUACGUAUAUGACAAAGAGAGGGGAAAAUGAACAUGCUGAGAGUAUGCAGAAUGAUGGAAAAGAAUGGAUGGAAUCAGAGCCUUCUGAUGCCAAGCAAACACACUCCAAUGUGGAAAUAAACCUUAGACAGGAAGACUCAGAGGACUCAGAGACCGUGAUCAGAAGCACAGAUGAAUGGGACAAAGAAUCAAAGCCAAAGUGCUCAGAUAUAGACAUCUCAGUCCCAGCUUUAGUACAAUCAAGUGACUUGGACUGUUUGACAACCAACCAAGAGGACACAACUAUCCCAGAAUCAAACACUAACCACAGUACUUUGGCACUGUCAAAAGUGGCAAACACAAAAUUACUGAAGGAGUCCAGUGACAAUGUAUGGUCUAUCAUAAGGAAAACAGUAUUGAGAGAAUAUUCGUUCCUGCUGAUACCAGACUUCUUAUUGCUGUUGGUGUCCUUCCUGUUCCUUGCAUAUGGUUGCAGUGUGCCAUUUGUGUAUCUUGUGCCAUAUUCCCUGAGUGCAGGUGUCAGUCCACAACAGGCAGCAUUACUCAUGUCCAUACUUGGAGUGUCAGGGAUUGUCGGAACUAUCACUUUUGGAUGGAUUGCAGAUAGAAAGUGUUUGAGGCCGUAUAGGGUGGUGAGUUACAUGCUGGCUGUGGGGUCAGAAGGGCUGAGUUGUCUCUUUCUGCCUCUGCUGAAUGGUUUUUCCCUGCUCGUCCCCUUUUCUCUCAUCUACGGCUACUUUGAUGGAGCUUAUGUGGCACUUAUUCCUGUGGUGACCUCUGACACCGUCAGCUCCACCCACCUGACCUCGGCUCUGGGAGUUGUUUACUUUCUUCAUGCCAUCCCCUACCUCAUCAGCCCACCUAUUGGAGGUUGGCUAGUGGAUCAGACAGGCUCCUACACAGCUACAUUCUUCCUCGGUGGAGUCGCUCUGAUCUGCAGUGCUGUGAUUCUGGCUGCUGUGAGAGUUAUCAUCCGUUGCACUAGAGGGAGCUAUUGCAUAAACUGACUCACAACCAGGUACAAUGGAGAUUUCUAAAGUGGUACAAAAACACUGCAAUAUCGAUGUCAAGAAACAUGAAAGUGCCCCUCCGGAGUUAAAGAGUUUUCACGUGUUCCUGAUCUGAAGCUUUUAUCAGUCAGAUUGAUUUCCACAAAUCCAUGCAUUUAUAGCAUAAAUGAACACAGAACUGAAAAAAAGAACUGCUCUACUGCUGAAAUACAGGAUUUAUGUUCCAUUUGGUUAAACACGUGUUUUCUACCAAGAAAACUUGUUUUGUAUUUGAUACUUAUUUGUUAUUUUAAUGUGUCUCUCUCAGCUGAUAUCUGACUGGCUAGUCAGAGAAAUGAACAGAUGUGCUUUGUCCAUUAGUUACACGUUUACCGCUUCAUUCACAGGUCAGUGUUUUUAUAAUGUACACUACUGUUCAGAAGUUUGGGAUCUGCAAGAUUGUAAGAUUUUUUUGAAGAUUUUAAGUCUCUUAUGCUCACCAAGGCAGCAUUGAUCAAAAUACAAUAAAAAAGCAAUAUUACUACAAAUAUUGACUAUAUACUAUAACACUUGUAUUUUGAUUUUAAUGCAUUGUACAAUUUACUUUAUUAUUGUGAUGGAAUAAUUUGCAAAAUAAAAGUUUUAAACUUUUAUUUAAAAAAAAAUAAAAGUCUCAGACUUUUCCUUAAAAAAAAAAAAAAAUCUUAAAGAUCCCAAACUAUUGAGAAGUGUACACAGCUACUUACACCACUGUAACCAUCACUGUCCUAAAACAUUUAAAUCAAAUGCAAUAUUUUUCAGUAUCAUAAAUGUUAUCAAUAUGAUAACCUUUUGUACAUUUUUAUGUUAAAUGAUUUCAAUUCUACAUUUUUAAACAUGGCAAAAUGCAAUGGAUUUUUUUUUAUUAUGCAUCAAUCUACAAUGCUUUCUUUGGACUAUUCUGUGUGUGUCAUUCAGAGAAUACCUUGGUGAAUAGACUCUUUGGACUUCAUGGAUUAAAAAAAUGGCUAAAUGUCACUGAAACAAGAAUAAUAUGAGAUGCUAUAUAUAAACAGAUAGAGAUAACCUGUAUUUCAUAUAAAGAUCAUGGACAAUAUUCUCCCUCCGAAAAUAAUUAUGGGUAUUCUACAAGAAGAGAAAUAAAUUAAUCAAAUGUAAUCUAUUGAUUUAAUCUUUUAGAUGGCACAUCAAAUACCUUGUGACUCUUAACAGUACACAUUUAUUUGUAUGUGACCUUGUUUUGUGCUGGAACACUGUUACAAUAGAUCAUUUUCAGUUUG
Carassius gibelio (silver crucian carp) is the source of this 3208-nucleotide messenger RNA. It is a transcript of the gene slc16a12a, whose product is annotated as solute carrier family 16 member 12a. Lineage: Eukaryota; Metazoa; Chordata; Actinopteri; Cypriniformes; Cyprinidae. Gene Ontology annotation, biological process: monocarboxylic acid transport; transmembrane transport. Gene Ontology annotation, molecular function: monocarboxylic acid transmembrane transporter activity. The transcript is spliced from 7 exons. The record is from RefSeq and is a predicted model, not a curated record. Bases 177 to 1946 code for a protein of 589 amino acids.